AUGGCUCAAAACACCCAACAACAUGGUACUAGAAAUGAUGUUAAAAGAGUAAAUGGAGUUGAUUUAAGUGGUAUUCAUAAUCAAUUACAAGAAAAUGCUCAACAAAUUGCUACCUUAACUACUCUCGUGUCUAAAAUUGUUGCUAGUAACGAGUCUAAAGCUAGAGUUUGUGGAAUUUGCUAUAAUGAGUCUCAUCCUACUGAUAAAUGUCCUGACUUGCAAUCUGAAGAUGUGAAUGCUAUAGGUGGUUAUUCUGGUCAAAGAAAAUAUGAUCCUUACUCACAAACCUAUAAUGAAGGUGAUACGGUUAUGGAUGAAAAAGGUUGGAAAGACCACCCUAAUCUAAUGUAUGGAAAUAGACCACAACUUCCACAAUCUAAUCAACCAAGGCAAUAUGGUCAACCAAAUCACCCACCCCAAUCUGGUCCUUCACUAGAAGACUUAGUUAAGCAACUAACUAAUCAAAUAGGGCAAGUCCAUAAUCAGGGUAUUGAGUAUCAAAAGAAAGCUGACAUGCGCCUUCAUCACAUAGACACUCAAAUAGGUCAGAUUCGCACUUCUUUAAGUAAUCUUCAAACUCAACUAUCAGGUAAACUUCCAUCACAAACAAUCCCUAAUCCCAAUGGUCAUGUUAAAGCUAUCACACUUAGGAGUGGUAAAGUGUUAACUGAACCUAAAAUGAAAAGUCGUGAAGUUGAAAAAGAGAUAGAAGUCAAUCCCGAAGUUGGAUCAGGGGAAAGAGUGGAAAGUGAGGGUACUGUGAAGGACAAUGAAAAAGAAAAUGAAGGGAAGAGUAAAACUGAAUCUGAUUCUGUUGUUUCUCGUUUUAAAGAAUUGCCUCCUUUCCCUUCUCGAUUUUCUAAAGCUAAGAAAGAGAGUCUUGACAAUGAAAUUCUAGAACUUUUAGGAAAAUUGAAGUCAAUAUUCCCCUUCUUGAUGCAAUUAAACAAGUACCUCGUUAUGCAAAGUUUCUUAAGGGACUAUGUACUAACAAAAGACAGUUUCGUCCUUCUGAAAAGGUACUCAUAG
Molecule: messenger RNA, 1029 nt
Organism: Spinacia oleracea (spinach)
Lineage: Eukaryota; Viridiplantae; Streptophyta; Magnoliopsida; Caryophyllales; Amaranthaceae
Exons: 2
Coding region: 1-1029 (342 amino acids)
Source: RefSeq, a predicted model, not a curated record